AGAAGUGGAGAAACAAUGAAUAAAUCUAGAAGUGCGGGUGCUUCGUCACCUGCGAAUGGAAGACAAGACUGGGAUAGCAGACGGAAGAGGAAAGUUGCGGACAUCACACAGGCCCUCCGUGUGAGUCCAGUCGAUGUCUCUGCUUUAAGGAGGAUGGCUAUCAGUGAAGGAGGACUGCUGACUGAUGAGAUACGCUGUCAAGUCUGGCCUCGGCUUCUCAACGUCCCUCCUCACGUCUUGGAACAAGAGCCAGAAAAGGUAGAGCGAGAGAAUAACAAGGACUACAACCAGGUACUUCUGGAUGUCCAGCGCUCGCUGCGGAGGUUCCCACCUGGUAUGCCAGAUGAGCAGAGGGAGGGUCUCCAGGAAGAACUAAUUGACAUUAUCCUUGUAGUUCUUAAGCGCAAUCCCCAGCUACACUACUACCAAGGAUACCAUGACAUUGUUGUCACCUUCUUAUUGGUCCUUGGAGAGCGCAUUGCAACUGCUCUUGUGGAAAAGCUCUCCACGCAUCACCUCAGGGACUUCAUGGAUCCUACCAUGGACAACACCAAACACAUUCUUAACUAUUUGAUGCCCAUCAUCGAGAGGGUUAACCCUGAGGUGCACGACUUCAUGCAACAGGCUGAGGUGGGGACAGUCUUCGCUCUUAGUUGGCUGAUCACCUGGUUUGGCCACGUCCUGUCAGACUUCCGCCAUGUUGUCCGGUUGUAUGACUUCUUCCUGGCCUGCCAUCCAUUGAUGCCCAUCUACUUUGCUGCUGUGAUCGUACUGUACAGGGAAGAGGAGGUGUUAGAGUGUGAAUGUGAUAUGGCUAUGGUUCAUCACCUGCUGUCUCAGAUUCCUCAGGAUCUGCCAUAUGAAACGCUCAUCAGCCGAGCCGGAGACCUCUUCGUCCAGUUCCCUCCCUCUGAAAUGGCCAGAGAAGUUGCCUCGCAUGACAGCAUGGCUGCCUCUACCUUUAAGGACUUUGACCUUGCGUCCACUCAACAGCGACCAGACUCUGUCCUCCGUCGCCGACGCAAGCAGAAACAGGCCGCACUGGAGAGAUCGGCGGCGAACGCAGUAGUGACGGUGAACCGACCUUCAGUCUCACGGCGGUUUGUUCGACUGGCUGUCAUGGGGCUCACGGUGGCUUUAGGGGCGGCUGCUCUCGCUGUGGUCAACAGCGCCCUGGAGUGGGCACCAAAACUGGACUUGUUUCCCUGAGCUGCUCCUCUUUCACCUCCUACACACUAAACAUAUAUGUCCAUGACUGAAUCUAGCUGGUGGUUUUGUUUCCAAGAAACUUUAAUCCGUGAAACCAGAACCCACGCAGUCGAUAACACUGUCUACAGUGUACUCUCUAAACCGACUCCUGAAGAGCACGCACCAGCAGCACCGCUGGUGUUCUCGAAGUAAGCGUUCAUCGUGUUAUAAUGAAGAGACUCUUUUUAUAAGAACUAUUACCGAUAGUGUCAUUGUUAAAAGUUUAUUUAUAUUUGGUAAUAGGAUAAUCUGAUAUAUGCUGAAAUAUUGGGGGGGACUCGCUACACUUGAAACUGCUGCCAAUUAAUAUAGAGCUGGAGUGAAUGUACGAGAGUGUGUGUGUGUGUGUGUGUGUGUGUGUGUGUGUGUGUGUGUGUGUGUGUGUGUGUGUGUGUGUGUGUGUGUGUGUGUGUGUGUGUGUGUGUGUGUGUGUGUGUGUGU
This is a messenger RNA of Cottoperca gobio, 1689 nucleotides long. RefSeq names its product TBC1 domain family, member 20 (gene tbc1d20). Bases 16 to 1209 code for a protein of 397 amino acids. NCBI's taxonomy places the organism in Eukaryota, Metazoa, Chordata, Actinopteri, Perciformes, Bovichtidae. Gene Ontology annotation, biological process: positive regulation of GTPase activity; endoplasmic reticulum to Golgi vesicle-mediated transport. Gene Ontology annotation, molecular function: GTPase activator activity. The record is from RefSeq and is a predicted model, not a curated record. The transcript is spliced from 8 exons. Gene Ontology annotation, cellular component: endoplasmic reticulum membrane.